This is a messenger RNA of Gopherus flavomarginatus (Mexican gopher tortoise), 577 nucleotides long. It is a transcript of the gene HINT2, whose product is annotated as histidine triad nucleotide binding protein 2. The coding region runs from base 16 to 492 and encodes 158 amino acids. Lineage: Eukaryota; Metazoa; Chordata; Testudines; Testudinidae. Gene Ontology annotation, cellular component: mitochondrion; cytoplasm. The transcript has 5 exons. Gene Ontology annotation, molecular function: hydrolase activity. The record is from RefSeq and is a predicted model, not a curated record.
CAGGCUGCGGGGUAGAUGUGGGGGUCGGCUAGGAGCGGGACUCCUGGGUCCUAUCCCGGCUGCAGGAGAUGCUACGUGGCUGCUGGGGGGCAGGAUGGGGAGGUGCAGAAGGCUCAGCGAGCAGCCAAGGCCAGUGAGGAGCCAGGCCAGCGGCCCCCAACCAUCUUCAGCAAGAUCAUUGACCGCACCAUGCGGGCCGACAUCCUCUACGAAGAUGACAAGUGCCUUGCCUUCCGGGACGUGGCCCCGCAGGCCCCCGUGCAUUUCCUGGUGAUCCCCAAGCGCCCCAUCCCCAGGCUGAGCUGCGUGGCCGUGGGGGACGCAGAGCUGCUGGGGCACCUGCUGCUAGUGGCCAGUCAGACGGCAAAGGUGGAAGGGCUGGUGGAUGGCUACCGAGUGGUGAUCAACGAUGGGAAGCAGGGGGCUCAGUCCGUCUACCAUCUGCACUUGCACGUGCUGGGCGGGCGUCAGAUGGGCUGGCCCCCGGGCUGAGCUGCAGCUGGAGAAACGGGAGCAGCGGACGCAGCGCCAGCCCCACUGGGCAAACCCGUUCCUCAAUUAAAGUGCUGUCAGAGGG